UCAGAAUAUGAUGUGGAGAACCCGGUAUUUACCUUCCAGCACCAUCAGCAGUCUUGAUCGCUCAACUCUGCGGGUGGUUCUUUAUUUGCUAUACGACAGGCUACGCUGACGGAGCUCAAUGACCGAUCGACUGGACCUGCAAAAUGAGCCUCAUUUAGCUCCGCUUGUUCCUGAUUCCUGAAACGGGGAACAUCAGACCCACCGGGCCAACUGCAGUUACUGAGGGCUCCCAUUCAGAAGAGGCAGCCUCCCAGCUUGGCUCGCAGGCUAUCGCAGCCGUCCGCAUUCAUCCGAGAGGAGCCCCAGGAGGGGAGGUGACAGGCGACUGACGGCAUGGCCUCCACAGGGCUACAGCUCUUGGCUUUUGCCCUGGCUUUGCUGGGGCUUUUGGGGGCGAUCGCGGCUACCCUGUCGCCCAGCUGGAAGGUCAGUGCGGAUGUGGGCUCAAAUAUCAUAACGGCCAUCACGCAGCUGCAGGGGCUCUGGAUGGACUGCACAUGGUACAGCACGGGGAUGUUCAGCUGCACGCUGAAAUACUCCAUCCUCGCCCUCCCCGCUCAUGUCCAGGCCGCGCGGACUGCCAUGGUGCUAGCCUGCAUCCUCGCAGCUUUCGGGAUUUGCGUCUCAACGGUGGGGAUGAAGUGCACGCGGUUAGGGGGGGAUGGGGUGACCAAAAGCUACACCUCUUUUGCUGGUGGAGUCUGCUUCAUCCUCGCCAGCAUCUUUGGCUUGAUCCCAACCUCGUGGUACACAAAGGAGAUCGUUUCCAAUUUUCUAGACCCAACAGUCCCCGGCAGCAGUAAGCACGAACCUGGGGGAGCUGUGUACGUUGGAUUUGUUUCCGCGGGGCUUCUGCUUUCCGCGGGUGUGAUUUUCUGCACUUCUUGUUUUGCAAAGCGGCAAGAGGAGUGGAUCUGCCCCCCCAGAAAGCAGCAGUUUCCCGCUCUGCAGCCAGAGAACGGUGCAGGAUAUAACCUGAAGGACUAUGUGUAAAUGCGAUUGUGUAUUCUUCCUGUAGUAUUUGGGGUGCCAAGGGUGAUUUUAUUUACUUUGAAAAAAGCAACUCAAAAACCACCCUUAGGUCUACUGACCUAAGAUUUUAAAAUAUCAGCAAACCUAUUGUCUAGGAUUAAGUCUGCCAUAAGAUUUGUUCAUGUAUGGCCAAUUGUUUACACACUGUCCUCAAUUCGUCUCAACUGAAAACCAAAAUACAGCCAAACGCGUCGAAUGUUACAAAUUAAUUGAUGGAUAAUCUUCGUUUUUGUGCCGUCAGAUGAAGCAUCAAUAUCAUCUUGUUUUUAUGGAUUUCUUUCAUCAGCAAUGUAUCAAUUGGUGUUUAAUAAUACUCUUUUUAUUACAGCAUUCAACUAAACCUCCAACCAUUUUGAAA
Ornithorhynchus anatinus (platypus) is the source of this 1390-nucleotide messenger RNA. It is a transcript of the gene CLDN20, whose product is annotated as claudin 20. NCBI's taxonomy places the organism in Eukaryota, Metazoa, Chordata, Mammalia, Monotremata, Ornithorhynchidae. Bases 334 to 993 code for a protein of 219 amino acids. Gene Ontology annotation, cellular component: bicellular tight junction; plasma membrane. The record is from RefSeq and is a predicted model, not a curated record. Gene Ontology annotation, molecular function: structural molecule activity. Gene Ontology annotation, biological process: bicellular tight junction assembly; cell adhesion. The transcript has 2 exons.